AUGGAAAAUGUCAUUUUCCACCCUAUUUUCCUCUCCUUAUUUUCCAUCCUCCCAGUUUUCACCCAACCAAACAUACCCUUGAAGAUUACAAAUGAAGCUUUGAAGUGUGCUAAUGCUUCUCUUGCCACUUUUGGAAAUCUAAUAGAAGAGGCGAAACUCCUGGCUAUCACCCACCCACUCACUCUCCCUCAUCAGUCAAACGCCUCUACAGACGGACACUCUCGCUCACCCUCACUCACCCUCUCCUUCUCUGACUCUCUCAGCGUCACCGUCGCCGACGCCGGCCCCAACCCAGUCACCCUCUCUUUCAGUCACCCACCCAUUCACUCUCCCUCAUCAGUCAAACGCCUCACUCACCCUCUCAGCAAACCAACACUCUCACUCACCCUCUCCUCCUCUCACUCUCUCAGCGUCACCGUCGCCGACGCCGGCCCCAACCCACUCACCCUCUCAGCCUCACCGACCCAGUCUCAAUCACUCUCUCGCUCACCUACGCGUAUGGCUGCUGCAAAUGCUGGACAGAUUAACCAUGCGCAGCCUGGCCCCAUUGACACGUCAGUGUUGACGUUGCAGCCCAACCAUCAAUCAGAAGCCAUUUGGAAUGGGCAGGAUCCAGGGUCCCUUAAAUGUCGUGCCCGUAGUGAAGAGUUCUCGAAUCGAGAGCCAAUGGUGGACGAUCGAGUCAUUGACAUCAUUAAGGCACUUGGUUUGGAGGGACUUCUCAGGACUCCGGGUAGAGAGAUUGAUCAUGGCCUGAUAACGGCCUUAGUGGAGCGAUGGCGGCCCGAGACUCACACAUUCCACAUGCCGCAUGGUGAGGUCACCAUCACACUGCAGGAUGUGGAGGUUCUUCUUGGACUUCCUGUUGAUGGUGACGCUGUAACAGGGAGCACACAAAAAGAAUGGGAGAAUGUGUGUGAUGAGUACCUUGGCUUUCGACCUACCAAUGAAGACCAUCUGGAACGUGCUGGCCAAAGGAUUCUCAUCAAACGGCUUUUGGAGCAAGUUGCCCAUCCACUGCCGCCUAAUGCUGAAGACGAUGAAGUGCAUAGGUACGCACGAUGCUACAUCCUAGCGCUAUUGGGGGACACAAUCUUCAUGGACAAAUCCGGUGAUAGGGUGCAUCUAAUGUGGGUGCAGCAGUUGGAAGACCUUCGCAACCCACGAAGGUAUAGUUGGGGAAGUGCUUGCCUUGCAUGGUUGUACCGACAGUUAUGCAGGGCAAGCGAUAAGAAAGCUAGUCAGAUUGGUGGGUGUUUAUUGUUGGUCCAGUAUUGGGCGUGGGCCAGAUUCCCCUAUUUGUGCCCGGCAGUUGAGCGUGGCCCACCAGUGGGUGCUUAUGGUCCUCCAGUGCGUGGUCCACUGUCCCUUAAGUGGGUGUGGGUCCCAAACAAGAAAAAUAGGCCCGCCCAGGUCUUCAGGGACAGGUAUCGGGAGCAAAUAGCUUUAAUGUUGCCAAACCAGGUGGUGUGGCAGCCGUAUGAAGAUGAAUACGAGAACCUUCCGCCGUGGUGCGUUGCAGGGAGGGCAGUGUGGACGGCAAUCGUGCCGCUUGUAUGUUUCCAUCUAGUAGAGAAACAUACACCGGAUCGUGUCGUUCGGCAAUUUGGGAUGAUCCAAGAAAUUCCCCGCCAUGUUAACACGGACCCGGUGCUUCAUGCAAUUGAUUUGAGGGGGAAGAUGGGUGUUGAUUGGAUGCGGAGACAUGCUAUGCAUCUCACGGACUGGGGUCAUCGCCUUCAACGGCGUUGUCAAGCAGUGCUUGGUGAUAUGCCUCUACAGCACGAGUACUUCGAUUGGUUCACAAGGAUAACUCGAAGGUUUAUCGAUAUCCCUGGUGCUAGAUUCAUUCUAAUGAUUGAAGGAUAUGUCCGUAUGAUGCGCCGUCACCCAGUGGGCACGGAGGAGCACAAUGACAUUAUUAAUGUGCUGGAGGCAGUGCAUGAGAUUGGCCGUGUACGAUCUCGAGAACCUGAGGCCCCGAACGAGGAGGCAGCUACUCCUGCGGCAGCGCCUACUCAGAGGCCAAGCACUACUGAGAGCCCAAGCACGAGCACAGCUCCUGCCGGACGUUGCUCUCGUCCACCUGUUGCUACCCCUCAGGUUGUCCCUACCCUCGAUCCCUCUCCAUCCACCGCACAUCCAUCCCUUAGCCCCACCAUCCCUUCACCCACCCCACAUCCAUCCGUUAGCCCCACCAUCCCUUCACCCACCUCACAUCCAUCCCCUACCCCUACCAUCCCUUUAGGCACUCCACAUGAGUCCCCUAGUCCCACCAUCCCUCCACCCACCCCACAUGAGUCCCCUAGUCCCACCAUCCCUCCACCCACCCCACAUGCCUGUCCUGGGUCUGACAUGCGUCCACCCACCCCACGGUCAUUUCCUGAGCUAUCACCUAUUCCAUCAUUUGACCUGGGUCUUGAUCAAACCCCUCCUGACUUGCAACAGGACCCACCUUCCCACAGUACAUCCAUUGGCCCACCCCAUGUUCAGCCUGAGCAGCCUGUUGGGGGGGCACAAACAUGGACACAACGCUAG
Quercus lobata is the source of this 2538-nucleotide messenger RNA. Its product is annotated as serine/threonine-protein phosphatase 7 long form homolog. The transcript has 8 exons. NCBI's taxonomy places the organism in Eukaryota, Viridiplantae, Streptophyta, Magnoliopsida, Fagales, Fagaceae. Gene Ontology annotation, biological process: meristem development; meristem maintenance. The record is from RefSeq and is a predicted model, not a curated record. Bases 1 to 2538 code for a protein of 845 amino acids.